Molecule: messenger RNA, 426 nt
Organism: Pseudogymnoascus verrucosus
Lineage: Eukaryota; Fungi; Ascomycota; Leotiomycetes; Thelebolales; Thelebolaceae
Exons: 2
Coding region: 1-426 (141 amino acids)
Source: RefSeq, a predicted model, not a curated record
AUGUGCGGCGAUAGUCAUCUUCCACCAGCGCCCUCUGUUGGAGAUGCGGUGGCCAUUAUCCAUAUGCGACCAGAAAAUGGAGACAUGGCUCUGAUUUCUGGACAAAGUUGGAGGUGUCAGCUAUCAAACUAUUUUGCCACAGCGGAGGAAGCAAAUACCCAGCUCAUGUACGAGACUAAGCCAGAAUGGUGGCGCGGGGAUAUGAAGGUGCGGAUAUACGCAUACGGAACCCCUUCGGAUUCCGGAGAGGGAGAGCAGAAUAAUCCCAUUCUUCAGCAGAUGCUUAUUCAAUACAAUGAGGCGAAUUCAAGCUCUGUCGGCCGCAAGCUGGAGCUUCAUGCUGGCGGCGAAGGGAUUAUCGGCCGUACAAUGUCAGUCGAGGUCCAAGGGCGGGUUAUCGGUGAAGGAAUCAUAGGACGAUUAUGA